AUGUCUGCUCAUUCUUUUAAGCAAAAUCAAGUUUAAAACAAUCCUUAACAAAUACCCUAACCAUUUUCAUACAUUCCAGAUACUCCAACUAAUAAAACUAAUAAAAAAGAUGAACAGGAUUUUUUUCAACUAAGUGUUAAUAAAUAAAGUAGCACUAAAUCAGAUGUUGAAAAUAUAGCUAAUUCUUAUUUUAUCAACAAUGAUAAAAAUAAUUUCACUUUUACUAUUCAAAACAAAUUUCCAAUGGUUUCAAAUUUUACUCUCAAUCAUCAUAAUCAUAAUGUUGAAAAGUAUGAAUAUGAAAAACCUAUCAAAAUACAAUAACCAUCUAAAAUCUAUUGUAAAUUUUGCAAUACAAGAAAACCUACAUAAGUUAUACUCAAAAAUGGAUCUAAUACAUACAUCCUUGUUUGUAUUUUAUUUAUAUUUUUUCUCCCAUUAUUUUGGAUUCCACUGAUAUCCAAAAAAUGUAAAGAUUAACUUGAAAUUUGUGUUGUUUGUAAUCGUUAUGCAAACUCUAUUCCAUUUAGAUUAUUUUGA
Messenger RNA from Paramecium sonneborni, 540 nucleotides. The record is from the annotation of a GenBank genome assembly. NCBI's taxonomy places the organism in Eukaryota, Ciliophora, Oligohymenophorea, Peniculida, Parameciidae.